AUGGCAUCUAAAGGUAAAUAUUUAAAUACUACUCAACGAAAACUUGUUAUAGACUUAGUUAAACAAGGAAAUACUUAUAGAAAAGUUGAAGAACUUACAAAUAUUUCAUUUACAACAGUAGGAGCCAUUGUAAAGAAAUACCAGCAAUAUGAAACAUUUGAAAUUCAUACUGGACGAGGGCGAAAACGGAAGACAAGAAACACAAUCUCACUUACAUCAAUUAGAAAUUGCAUUCAUAAAGCAGGGUUCAGUGGAUGUAUAGCUUGUAAAAAACCAUUUUUAACAAAAAAUCAUAUGAAGAAAAGAAUGAACUGUGCAAAAAAGUAUUAUUUAAUGCCUGUAUCAUUUUGGAAAAAAGUUCUUUGGUCUGAUGAAUCCAAGUUUAACUUAAAAAAAUCUGAUGUUGCACUAAGAGUUUGGCGAAAGAGGGGUGAAGCUUUUCAUUAA
This is a messenger RNA of Hydra vulgaris (swiftwater hydra), 447 nucleotides long. RefSeq lists its product as uncharacterized. NCBI's taxonomy places the organism in Eukaryota, Metazoa, Cnidaria, Hydrozoa, Anthoathecata, Hydridae. Gene Ontology annotation, molecular function: DNA binding. The record is from RefSeq and is a predicted model, not a curated record. Gene Ontology annotation, biological process: DNA integration; DNA transposition.